Molecule: messenger RNA, 5101 nt
Organism: Microtus ochrogaster (prairie vole)
Lineage: Eukaryota; Metazoa; Chordata; Mammalia; Rodentia; Cricetidae
Gene: Golga3
Product: golgin A3
Source: RefSeq, a predicted model, not a curated record
UUGUGUGUGUGUCUGAGUUGGUCCUGUAGGCUGCAAGUUGUUUCUCUGAGGGGAAAGCCCACAAAAAUUUAAAGUCACUUUCUGAAGUCUGCCCCAGUUCUGUCCGGAUCAAGAGCCAUACCGACCACAGUUAGAAGGUGGCUACUGGCCGCAGACCUCUCUUCCGGAACGAAAGCCGCGCGGACAGGUUGUUUCCGGGGGGUUGCCUGAGACUGGUGCCCUGUUGCGCCCCGCCCCUCACACGGCCACGUCCUACCGGAGCUGCCGGGCUGGGUCACUGAUGGAAUCAUGGUAUUACUUGGUUUGACUUCAAGCCAUUUGUGAGACAUUAAACCUUACGCUGAAAACGGAAAAUAGAGUAAGAUCCUUCCUAGAAGGUCUGGGUUGUUGCUGAUGGCAGAAACCAAACUUAAUCCAGACUCAUAUCUAGCUCCUCAGAGUCUUAGCCUGGGCUGUGCUGACCAUGGAUGGUGCAUCAGCUAAACAGUAUGGCCUCUGGGAAGACAAUUCCAGCAGUGAUAUAUCAUCUUGCCCUGAAGCCUCACUGGAGACGUUGGGCUCACUGUCACUACUGCCUGACCAACCAACCAAAGCUCAGUAUGCCAAUGUUGAGGUAAACAACAGCGUUUUUAGGGAAGGAGGAAGUCCAGAUAGAUCCAGCCAGGAGGCCCUCUCUCAGAAUGGGCAGUUCCCAGACCCUCCAUUGUCUCUUGAUCCCACAGCAAGCCCAGUGGUACCUGAUGCCUCUGCAGGUGUGGAUGGUUUCCAUGACAACCUAAGGAUGUCUCAGGGAACUAGUGCUGAGGGCAGUGUUAGAAAAGAAGCUUUGCAGUCUCUCAGACUCAGUCUUCCCAUGCAAGAAACGCAACUGUGCUCCACUGCUUCUCCACUGCCCUUGGAGAAUGAGGACCAGAUCCGACUGCAGGCCCGGAAGCGUCUGGAAGAACAGUUGCUACAGUACCGAGUGAAGCGCCAGCAGGAGAGGUUCAGUCAACCUGCAACAAAAAUGAAACUUUUUAGUACACUUGAUCCUGAGCUCAUGUUAAAUCCAGAAAAUUUGCCAAGAGCCAGUACUGUAGCUGUGACAAAAGAGUAUUCCUUCCUGCGUACCAGUGUUCCUCGAGGGCCCAAGGUAGGCAGCUUAGGGCUGCUGGCGCAUUCUAAGGAGAAAAAGAGUUCCAAAUCAAGCAAGAUUCGGAGUCUGGCUGACUACAGAACUGAAGAUUCAAGUGGCUCUGGUGGCCUCGGAUCCACUGCUGAUGCUGUUGGAGCUUCCCUGAAACAGAGUAGAAGCAGCACUUCAGUUGUGUCUGAGGUUAGCCCGUCACCUGAGACUGAUAACCGUGUAGAGAGCACCUCACUGACUGGGGAUAGUGUGUUGGAGGCUGAUGGAAAUGAAAGUGACAGCUCCUCACACAGCAGCUUCUCUGCAAGAGGGGCCUGCAGUGUCCUGGCUAAUGUGGGCAUGCCGGGAGCAGCUUAUAUGGUUGAUGGCCAGGAGAUUUCUGCUGAUGCCCUGGGCCAGUUUCCUUCAAUUAAAGAUGUACUACAAUCUGCAGCAGCCCAGUGCCAGGAUCAGAACCAGGAAGUCAACGGGGAGGUACAAAGCCGCAGAGACAGUGUCUGCAGCAGUAUGUCCAUGGAGAGCUCUCUUGCUGAAACACAGGAUGAAAUGUUGCAGAUUCUUAAAGAUAAAAUGAGACUUGAAGGACAGCUGGAGGCUUUGUCUUUAGAAGCCAGUCAGGCACUUCAAGAGAAGGCUGAGCUACAGGCCCAGCUUGCUGCCCUGAGCACAAGGCUGCAGGCACAGGUAGAGCACAGUCACAGCAGCCAGCAGAAGCAAGACUCCCUUAGUUCUGAAGUGAACACUUUGAAGCAAUCUUGCUGGGAUCUGGAACGGGCCAUGACUGACCUGCAGAACAUGCUAGAAGCUAAAAAUGCCAGCCUGGCAUCCUCUAACAAUGACCUGCAAGUGGCAGAGGAGCAGUAUCAGAGACUGGUGGCCAAAGUGGAGGACAUGCAGAGAAACAUGCUCAGCAAGGACAACACAGUGCAUGACCUUCGGCAGCAGAUGGCAGCCCUACAGAGUCAGCUCCACCAAGUACAGCUGGAGCGUACAACACUGACCAGCAAACUACAAGCAUCACAGGCUGAAAUUACAUCGCUGCAGCAUGCCCGGCAGUGGUACCAACAGCAGCUUGCGUUGGCCCAGGAAGCCAGGGUCAGGCUGCAGGGAGAGGUGGCCCACAUCCAGGUUGGACAGAUGACCCAAGCAGGCCUUUUGGAGCACCUGAAGCUUGAGAAUGUGUCCCUGUCUCAUCAGCUGACAGAAACUCAGCAUAGAUCCAUCAAGGAAAAAGAGCGCAUAGCUGUUCAGCUCCAGAGCAUUGAGGCUGACAUGUUGGAUCAGGAAGCAGCAUUUUUACAGAUUCAGGAGGCGAAGACAAUGGUGGAGGAGGACCUCCAAAGGAGGCUGGAAGAAUUUGAAGGUGAACGGGAGCAGUUACAGAAAGUGGCAGAUGCAGCAGCAUCCCUAGAGCAACAGUUGGAACAGGUGAAAUUGACAUUGUUCCAGCGAGAUCAGCAGCUUGCCGCACUUCAGCAGGAGCAUCUAGAUGUGAUAAAGCAGCUCACCUCCACGCAGGAGGCUCUACAGUCCAAGGGGCAGUCUCUUGAUGACCUGCAAACACGUUAUGACGAGCUACAAGCAAGGCUAGAGGAGCUGCAGAGAGAGGCUGACUCUAGGGAGGACACAAUUCACUUCUUGCAGAAUGAGAAGAUUGUUUUGGAAGUGGCUCUACACUCGGCCAGGAAUGACAAGGAGGAACUUGACAGAGGAGUACAGCAAUUGGAAGAAGAUACUGAAGAGACAUCAGGACUAUUGGAACAGCUGAGACAAGAAUUGGCUGUCAAGUCCAGCCAGGUGGAGCACUUGCAGCAAGAGACAGCCUCAUUGAGAAAACAGAUGCAGAAAGUAAAGGAGCAGUUUCUUCAGCAAAAGGUAAUGGUAGAGGCCUACCGGCGAGAUGCUGCUUCCAAAGACCAGCUCAUUAGCGAGCUGAGAACCACAAAAAAACGGCUGGACUCAGAGAUGAAGGAACUGAGGCAGGAGCUAAUGAAGGUGCAUGGAGAGAAGAAGAUUGUGGAAGUAGAACACUCGCGACUGCAAAAGGAGAUGUCCCUGGUUCACCAGAAGAUGGCAGAUCUCGAGGGGCAUCUUCAGUCAGUGCAGAAAGAACGAGAUGAAAUGGAGACUCACCUGCAGUCUUUGCAGUUUGACAAAGAGCAGAUGGUAGCCCUUACUGAGGCCAAUGAGACACUAAAGAAACAAAUACAAGAGCUGCAGCAAGAAGCCAAGAAGGCCAUCACAGAACAGAAGCAGAAGAUGAAGCGGCUGGGCUCAGAUCUGACCAGCGCUCAGAAGGAGAUGAAGACUAAGCACAAAGCUUAUGAGAAUGCCGUGAGCAUUCUUAGCCGUCGCCUGCAGGAGGCCCUGGCUACCAAGGAGGCCACAGAUGCAGAGCUUAGCCAGCUCAGAGCUCAGAGCACUGGUGGUAGCAGUGACCCUGUCCUACAAGAGAAGAUUCGAGCUCUGGAGGUGGAACUGCAGAAUGUUGGCCAAAGCAAAAUACUGUUGGAGAAGGAGUUACAGGAGGUGAUCACAAUGACUACCCAGGAGCUGGAAGAGUCCCGGGAGAAGGUGCUGGAGCUGGAAGAUGAGCUUCAAGAAUCCAGAGGCUUCAGAAAGAAGAUUAAACAUCUUGAAGAGUCAAAUAAGAAACUGGCUCUAGAGUUAGAACAUGAGCGAGGGAAGCUCACUGGCCUCGGACAGUCUAAUGCAGCUUUGCGGGAACACAACAGUAUCCUGGAGACUGCACUAGCCAAGAGGGAAGCUGACCUGGUGCAGCUGAAUCUCCAGGUGCAGGCAGUUUUACAGCGCAAAGAGGAGGAGGAUCGCCAGAUGAAGCAACUUGUUGAAGCCUUACAAGCCUCAUUAGAAAAAGAAAAGAUGAAAGUAAACAGCAUGAAGGAACAGAUGGCUGCAGCCAGGGUAGAAGCUGGACACAACCGCCGUCACUUUAAGGCAGCUACUUUGGAGCUGAGUGAAGUGAAGAAGGAACUGCAGGCGAAGGAACACAUGGUACAGGCAUUGCAAGCUGAAGUGGAUGAGCUUCAGAUUCAAGAGGGAAAGCAUUCUCAAGAAAUAGCACAAUUCCAGACUGAGCUUGCAGAAGCUAGAACUCAGCUCCAGCUCCUACAGAAGCAGCUGGAUGAACAGAUGAACCAGCAGCCCACAGGGAGUCAAGAGAUGGAAGAUCUCAAAUGGGAAUUGGAUCAGAAAGAACGAGAAAUUCAGUCCCUGAAGCAGCAGCUUGACUUAACAGAGCAACAUGGCAAGAAAGAACUAGAGAGUACACAACAGACAUUCCAGACUAUCAAAUCUGAGUUGGAAAUGGUACAGGAAGAUCUGUCAGAGACCCAGAAGGAUAAGUUUAUGCUUCAAGCCAAAGUGUCUGAACUGAAGAACAACAUGAAAACUCUUCUGCAGCAGAACCAACAGCUCAAGCUGGAUCUUCGCCGUGCUGCAGCCAAGAAGAAAGAACCAAAAGGUGAGUCCAACUCCUCCAGCCCUGCAACACCCAUCAAGAUACCAGACUGUCCUGUCCCAGCCUCACUGAUAGAGGAGCUACUGAGGCCACCACCUGCUGUGAGCAAGGAACCCCUCAAGAAUCUCAACAGCUGUUUGCAGCAGCUCAAGCAGGAAAUGGACAGUCUGCAGCGCCAGAUGGAGGAGCAUACCAUCACUGUGCAUGAGUCUCUGUCCUCGUGGACUCGGGUGGAAGCUACCCCAGCAGAGCAUGCCCAUCCCAAGGGAGACACAAAACCACAGAGUCAAAACAAUGUUCCCAGAGAAGGGCUGGGCCAAUGACUACUUGUUCUCAUCACCACGUAUUUGUGCCUGCUGAAGGAAUAUUCUUUUGUCAAUAUUAUUUAUUUGAUUGUGUGCUCUGGUGGUUUUUUAAGAGAUGAGAUUUAAAUUCCUAUUUGCGUUUUAUCAAGAAUUAAAAUAACAAUGAGGCAAGAAUUAAAGAAAUAGUUA